Lineus longissimus is the source of this 5066-nucleotide messenger RNA. RefSeq names its product ionotropic receptor 25a-like. Gene Ontology annotation, biological process: monoatomic ion transport; synaptic transmission, glutamatergic; modulation of chemical synaptic transmission. Gene Ontology annotation, molecular function: glutamate receptor activity; transmitter-gated monoatomic ion channel activity involved in regulation of postsynaptic membrane potential. Lineage: Eukaryota; Metazoa; Nemertea; Pilidiophora; Heteronemertea; Lineidae. The record is from RefSeq and is a predicted model, not a curated record. Gene Ontology annotation, cellular component: postsynaptic density membrane; plasma membrane.
AUUCACAAGGAUUGUGACAUCGUUUAUUUCUUGCAUGCGCGCACCCAUGUGUUGAAGAUGCUGUAGAGGAUCUUUAAAAGAUUCGGCCAUGUUCAAGAAUGAUGAAGACUGGAAUAUUUAUCAAAAACCAAAGAUUCAAUUAGUGGAAGCAAUAAGGACGUCUUUGGACGUUUAAGAAUUCAAUAUGUCUACCUCACUCCGUCCCAUCCUCGUGUCCCUGUUGCUUGGCAUAGUAGUAAACACAGACGCUGCAACAAUCAAAGUUCUUGGAUUAUACGACUCCGCGGACACUGGUUUGGCCACGACCCUCGGCUAUGCUGUUGACCGAGUGAAUGGCGACUCGUCUGUUCUCUCCGGCCACACUGUCAGCCUUACCACCACCAGCACCACACCGACAGAUACCUAUGCCGCUGCGGAUGCAGUUUGUUCUGCUCUUUCCUCUGGCCUCGACUUGAUCAUCGAUGGUUCCUCCGACACUGUCCGCGCGGCUGUGAGAAAGCAGGCGGAGGUGGUUGGCGUGCCCGUUGUGAGCUGGGGCGAGAUGCCCGAGGAGGUAGACAGCGCCACCUACAGCAACUCCGUCAACUUCGACCCUCCGAUCAACGUCAUGACCGAAUCGAUCGCCAGCGUCGUCAAUACAGAGAACAUGACCAACAUUGCCUUUGUAUAUGACUCCACUUUCAAUUAUGACGACCUCCAGAGGCGAAUCCUACGUAACGUCCCUUCUCAGCACAUGUACUUUGCGUUGCCAAGCACCAACGCCUUGAUAGACACCCAACUCGGCUACAUCAAGUCUAACGCCAUAAAGUACAUCUUCAUCCUUGGAAGCAACGCGAAAGCUGGAAAAUAUCUUGGAAGGGCAAACAAGCUCAAUUUGAUGACUUUCAAGUUCUACUGGUUUGUUGUAACAAAGGAUACUGCUGUCACUUGCACAAGCUGCUCCAAAGAAAGUAACUACGUGACCUUGACCGCCAAGCCCGACUCGACCCAGUCAGCCACUUAUGUGACCUUCAUGGCCAGCAAAACGUCUGGGUUUACCGCCAGCGACAUCGAUGUUGACCAAGCCUUUGUGUCUGAUUUGGUGAUGCUCGCCGGUAAAGGUCUUGCCAGUUACCUGUCUGACAGCUCGUGGAACCAACCCAUUGUACCUAACUGCGGCACCUUCACCACACCUAACGCAACCUUUGUAGCCCAGGCUGCCGGGGUUGUCACCAAACUGAAGGCGUUGGUUGCUACUGGACUGUUUGGUACCUUCACCUUCUCAGCCACAUCAAACAAAGAAGGCAUGACCAUGGAAAUCAAGAAUUUGAAAUAUUCUGGCGGAACUCAGACACAGUCAACAACGUUGGGAACAUGGUCAAGUGCUACCGGACUGAGCAGUUCAUCUGUGACUAUUGCGGCCGGCAAGCGUUCAUACAGAAUAUCAACUAUAGUGGAACCCCCUUUUCUGUUCAAAAAUGCAGACGGCACCUUCGACGGCUACUGCAAAGAGUUAAUUGACCACUUGUAGCAAUUCCUUUCUUUACAGGAACCCCCUUUUCUGUUCAAAAAUGCAGACGGCACCUUCGACGGCUACUGCAAAGAGUUAAUUGACCACUUGUCUAAAGAAAUGAACUUUGACUACACCAUCAUCGAGUCACCAGACGGCAAGUAUGGCAGUCUGCAAUCAGACGGGAGCUGGAAUGGAAUGGUCAACGAACUCAUUCAGGACAGAGCCGACAUCAUCAUAGCACCACUCUCGGUCAUGGCGGAGAGAGAGAGCGUGAUUGACUAUACCGUGCCCUUCUAUGACUUGGUCGGUAUCACCAUCCUCAUGAGGAAACCAGUCUUCGAGUACCAACUCUUCAAGUUCAUGACAGUGUUGGAAAACAACGUCUGGAUUUGUUUCCUCUCGGCAUUCUUCUUGUGCAGUUUCCUGCUGUGGUUGUUCGACCGCUUCGGGCCCUACAGCUACCAGAAUAACAAGGCAAAGUACUGGGAUGGCACUGGAAUGGAGCCGAGGGUUUUCGACUGGAAGGAGGGUGUCUGGUUCUGCUUCACUUCUAUGACCCCGCAAGGUGGUGGCGAAGCUCCCAUGGGCAUCUCAGGCAAACUGAUCGCGGCUGCCUGGUGGGUGUUCGGCUUCAUCAUGAUCGCUACCUACACUGCUAACUUGGCUGCUUUCUUGACCGUCUCUCGUUUGGAAACUCCCAUUGAAUCCCUUGACGACUUGGCGAAACAGUUCAAGACCAAGUAUGCGCCACAGCAAGAUGCUGCAACUCAGACCUACUUCAAACGUAUGGCCGACAUUGAGGACAGGUUCUACAGCUUGUGGAAGGAUAUGAGCAUGAACAGUUCCCUCGGUGUGGUAGAGCGCGCCAAGCUGGCUGUAUGGGAUUACCCCGUCAGUGACAAGUUCACAUCGAUGUGGAAUUCCAUGGCAGAGUCUGGAUUCCCUUCAUCUUUCGCUGAAGCAAUCGCAAGGGUCAAGACGCCCAAGGAUGAUGAAGACGACUUUGCCUUCAUUGGUGAUGCUACCCAGAACAAAUAUGCCGUGCUGACCAACUGUGACUUCUGGGAGGUCGGUGAGGAGUUCAGCAGAAAGCCAUACGCCAUUGCCGUUCAACAGGGACAGGUCGCGCUCAGGAACGAGUUGUCAGACGCCGUCUUGAAACUGCUCAACCAACGUCUUCUGGAGGACAUGAAGGCCUACUGGUGGGAGUACAACAUGAAGGAAUGCCCCAAGGUCGAGGAUGAGAGCGAGGGUAUCAGUCUGAGGAACAUCGGAGGCGUGUACCUCCUCAUCUUCAUGGGCGUCGGGUUCGCCUUGGUGGCACUUCUCUGGGAGUUCUUCUGGUAUAAGUACCGCGCUGAUAAGAAGAAGGCUGAGGCGAAGAAACAAGUUGUGGUCAAGUCUGGGCAUGAUGAUAUGCACGUCAAGGACAUUGAGAAAAAUAACUAUGAUAAUGAGUAUUCGGGGCGACCAAGAACGCAGCAGAAUGCCUUCCAUAUGUAAUGGACUUUAGCCACAAAAAGUUUUUUUAUCACCUAAAGAGAACCAGGCUCAGAUCUGAACGAUGAAGCUAUUGCGUCACUUUACCCAUCCCCGUUUGUCGUUUCGUAUUCGAUCACUGUAUAUAUUUCUUUUAAACAAUGCUUUUAAUUUAAGGGGUUUUACGAUUCGAGCAGUAAGCAGUGGUCAUAGCAAUAUGCAGGAAUUAGAUGUAAAAUAUUUAGCAUUUAUACGCACACACUGGAAUUUAGAUGUGGAUGAUUUAAGUUAUCACUACUGUUAGCAGUAUGAGUUCGUACACAAUAUUAUGCAUAUCGUGAUAGGUACUGUGAUAUUUCCUCUAGAGGAGUUAAAUUGUUACAUGUAUUUAGUUUUAAGACAAUGAUGAAGAGACAAUUUUGUCAUUUUUCUGACGCGCAAAAUUCUAAAUUUAACUAUUUGACAUGAAAAAAAGGUAUGACACCUCUGUUUCAUAAUGAUAUAUCAGAGUCUUUCAAAUACCCUCGAUAUAUAUACCUCUAACGGGUUUGAUUGUUGUAAGCGUUGCGUAAUAAUGUUACGUGGUGACGCAUUGGAAGAAUGGAAAUGGAGACCAUAUCAAUCGAGUAUCGCAGAAGUCGCUGUCACCUGUUUCCUGAAUGAUUGCUUGCCAACGCCGCCGUGUGCUACGUUGCCGUCGGUAGGACGCAGGCAUUCGGCACCGCCGGCGGCUCCGACUCGCCUGACGCUGAUGGCCUAUAGGGAAUUUUGAACAUGAACAAGAAAAUGCAACACGAUUACGUUGUAACUGAUGAAGGGUGAGUACAUAAUGGACUGUCCCGCGUUAAAUUUCUCCCUCAGCUUGUUCAGACUCUGUGUUUCCAUUCCUCCUAGCUUGUGUAAAUAGCAAAUAUUGUAUCACAUUUUGGAAUUUUGUAAGAAAUGAAUAAUUAAAGUCGACUCACUGUGUGUUCAACUGUGUUACAUAACCUGCACCAUGGUAUCAGAAAAUAACUAAGUUCUCCAUUGAUUUAUCUCCGUUCCAAAUCGAGGAAAUAUUGGGAUAAGUUUGAUGUGAAUGUUAAUAAGAAAAUGACUUGUAUAACUGAUUAUUCGUGGUUACGCAUUGAUAGAUUAUUCGGUGAUAGUUUAUUCAUUUAUUGAUAUGGUUAACCAUGGUAUUGCUUGGGGUGAAAUGGUAAGGGUCGUGCUAGUGCACAGAAGCUGAUAAAGCCAGGAAUAUCACUUACAGCUUUCUAAAACAGAAACUUCAUACAUGUUUAGCCUAUCAAAAGUCGAUACAAGUUGCCCUAAGCCUCACGAGUGAAUAAAUAACUUCCCCUUCAAAUCAUUUCUUGAGAGAUGGCUUGGCCAAUAGCAACUACUCGAUGUAAGAAGUGUUUCAACAACGUUAAAAGCGCAUUUAAACCGCCUCCAUGGCAACGCAUCAGUAAUACUGGGGGUUUCUUCAACGUUGGUUUUUCCUUUCGUUUUCAGUAUUGAAGUACCAAUGAAAAUUGUCGCAGUCUCAGUAAAAGUAAAAACAACUACUAACGUAUUAAUAAAGCACAAUGCCAACAAGUGCUCUGGUACAACAAUAUCGAUGAGGUUUGAAAAACCUUCGUUAAGAAAUGGAAUUCCAUAUGAACGCGCCCUUGCACAGGCGCAUGAAGAACUCUAGCGCAAAUGAAAACACCCAUAGAACAAUUAUUUGUUAGGCAUUGUCAGCUGGGCUGGAGGUUUGAUCUUCUCGUGCCUGUGGCUAUAGGUCCGUGGUUAAGACAUGAUUCUGAUCCGCUCUUACGUUUUGUCGAUGUAACUUGUCGUUGAACAUGGAAUACCAUUACUGUUUUGGAGCAUAUUUUGGCAUAAGACAUGCAAAGAGCACAUUGCAGGCCUGUGCUUCCAUGACAACGAGGUGGCUAAACAGGGGCCUCACUCUGGAGUGUUAAUUGGUGAGUUUUUAAGAUUCAGAUUGAAGAUGUGACCAUUACCACAUAACUGGUGUAUAAUUUUAGCCCAGGCUGUAAAUACAUGUCCAGUAUCAUCUGUGAUUUAUCAAAAUAAAGUGUGUUAUCAUUCGGUGUGUUGACGA